Molecule: messenger RNA, 3100 nt
Organism: Python bivittatus (Burmese python)
Lineage: Eukaryota; Metazoa; Chordata; Lepidosauria; Squamata; Pythonidae
Gene: AP2A2
Product: adaptor related protein complex 2 subunit alpha 2
Biological process (GO): clathrin-dependent endocytosis; intracellular protein transport
Cellular component (GO): AP-2 adaptor complex; membrane coat
Molecular function (GO): clathrin-cargo adaptor activity
Source: RefSeq, a predicted model, not a curated record
AGGCGUCGCGCUUGCGCUCAGGCGGGGCGGCAAGGCGGCUUCGGAGGCUAAAGGUCCUUCGCGCGGAUCGCGGCAGCAGUCGUGGCGGUGGGAGCUCUGCUUCGGCGUCGAGAUGCCGGCCGUGUCGAAGGGGGAUGGGAUGCGCGGCCUGGCCGUCUUCAUCUCGGACAUCAGGAACUGUAAAAGCAAAGAAGCUGAGAUUAAAAGAAUAAACAAAGAACUGGCAAAUAUUCGAUCCAAAUUUAAAGGUGAUAAAGCCCUUGAUGGUUACAGUAAGAAAAAGUACGUCUGCAAGCUGCUUUUCAUUUUUCUCUUGGGGCAUGAUAUUGAUUUCGGCCACAUGGAGGCUGUGAAUCUCCUGAGUUCAAACAAAUAUACAGAGAAACAAAUUGGUUAUUUAUUUAUCUCCGUACUUGUGAAUUCAAACAGUGAGUUGAUACGCCUGAUAAACAAUGCAAUCAAGAAUGAUUUAGCCAGCCGGAACCCCACUUUCAUGGGACUAGCUUUGCACUGCAUUGCCAAUGUGGGUAGCAGAGAGAUGGCCGAAGCAUUUGCUGGAGAAAUUCCAAAAAUACUGGUAGCUGGAGACACCAUGGAUAGUGUGAAGCAAAGUGCAGCCCUAUGCUUGCUACGAUUAUACAGAACGUCUCCCGAUCUAGUGCCAAUGGGAGACUGGACAUCAAGAGUUGUGCACCUUCUCAAUGACCAGCAUCUGGGUGUGGUUACAGCUGCUACCAGUUUGAUCACUACUCUGGCACAGAAGAAUCCAGAUGAAUUUAAAACCUCAAUAUCUUUGGCUGUUUCCAGGCUCAGUAGGAUUGUGACCUCAGCAUCCACUGAUCUCCAAGAUUAUACUUACUACUUUGUCCCUGCUCCAUGGUUGUCUGUGAAACUUCUGAGAUUGUUGCAGUGCUAUCCUCCACCAGAAGACCCUUCUGUACGAGGUCGUCUCACAGAGUGUCUGGAAACUAUUCUUAACAAAGCUCAAGAACCUCCAAAAUCGAAGAAAGUACAGCAUUCAAAUGCAAAGAAUGCUGUACUGUUUGAGGCAAUUAGUUUAAUUAUCCACCAUGACAGUGAGCCAAACCUGCUUGUUCGUGCCUGUAAUCAGCUAGGCCAAUUUUUGCAGCACCGGGAAACUAAUCUUCGUUACUUAGCAUUGGAAAGCAUGUGCACGCUUGCCAGCUCUGAAUUUUCACACGAGGCUGUGAAAACACACAUAGAAACAGUUAUCAAUGCAUUGAAGACAGAAAGAGAUGUCAGUGUACGACAGAGAGCGGUGGAUCUCCUGUAUGCCAUGUGUGACCGAAGCAACGCCCAGCAAAUUGUAGCUGAAAUGCUGAAUUAUCUGGAAACAGCGGAUUAUUCUAUUAGAGAAGAAAUUGUACUCAAAGUUGCAAUUCUAGCUGAGAAGUAUGCAGUAGACUACACCUGGUAUGUGGAUACCAUACUGAAUUUGAUUCGAAUUGCCGGGGACUAUGUCAGUGAAGAAGUGUGGUACAGAGUAAUUCAAAUAGUAAUUAAUAGAGAUGAUGUGCAAGGAUAUGCUGCAAAGACAGUGUUUGAGGCUCUCCAAGCACCAGCAUGCCAUGAAAACUUGGUCAAAGUGGGUGGCUACAUCUUGGGAGAAUUUGGAAACUUGAUUGCUGGGGAUCCAAGAUCCAGUCCUCUCAUUCAGUUCAACCUGUUACACUCAAAGUUCCAUCUGUGCAGUGUCCCAACUAGAGCACUGCUUCUGUCUACUUACAUCAAGUUUGUAAAUUUAUUUCCUGAGAUAAAAACUACUGUUCAAGAUGUAUUACGCAGUGACAGCCAGCUAAAGAACGCUGAUGUUGAGCUGCAGCAGAGAGCUGUUGAGUACUUGAGGCUCAGUACAAUUGCUAGUACUGAUAUUUUGGCAACAGUGCUAGAAGAAAUGCCUCCAUUUCCAGAGAGGGAGUCCUCCAUUCUAGCCAAGCUGAAGAAGAAGAAGGGUCCCAAUACAGUUACCGAUUUAGAAGAGACCAAAAAGGAAAGAAACUCUGAUAUCAAUGGUAGCACUGAUGCCACUCUUGUAAAUGCAAGUUCAGCGUCUACUCCAUCUCCUUCAGCAGACCUUUUAGGUCUUGGUGCAGCUGCAGUCACAAAUUCUGUUCCUGCUACGUCGAGUGGUAGCUUGUUGGUGGAUGUGUUUUCAGACAAUUCUGCGGCUCCUCCAUCACUUGCUCCUGGUUCUGAAGACAACUUUGCAAGGUUUGUUUGCAAAAACAAUGGAGUCUUGUUUGAGAAUCAGUUGCUACAGAUUGGUUUGAAAUCUGAAUUUCGACAGAACUUGGGUCGGAUGUUCAUAUUUUAUGGCAAUAAAACUUCAACACCAUUUUUAAAUUUUAUUCCAACAUUAAUCUGUUCAGAUGAUCUUCAGUCAAGCCUGAAUCUGCAGACUAAACCUGUUGAUCCCACUGUGGAGGGGGGUGCUCAAGUGCAGCAGAUUGUAAAUAUUGAGUGUGUAUCAGACUUCAUGGAAGCGCCAGCCCUAAACAUUCAGUUCAGAUAUGGAGGAACUUUACAAAACAUCUCCGUGAAGCUACCUAUCACACUGAACAAAUUUUUCCAGCCUACAGAAAUGGCUGCUCAUGACUUCUUCCAGAGAUGGAAACAACUGAGCAACCCUCAACAAGAAGUACAGAAUAUCUUUAAAGCAAACCAUCCAAUGGAUACUGAAAUUACAAAGGCAAAAAUCAUUGGCUUUGGCACAGCUCUGCUAGAAGAAGUGGAUCCUAACCCUGCUAACUUUGUAGGUGCUGGUAUAAUACACACAAAAUCAAUACAGAUUGGGUGUUUGAUGCGUCUUGAACCCAAUCUUCAGGCAGAGAUGUAUCGACUAACACUACGAACAAGUAAAGAAACAGUCUCACGGAGAUUAUGUGAAUUGUUGUCAGAACAAUUCUGAAUCUUAACUGAAGACCAGCUUUGAUUUUUCAUUUUUGCCUGUAUUCUUGUCUUGCUCCAGAAAUGUCAUGUGCACUGGUGUCCGCAUAAAUAACUGCCAUCACAUUCACAUUCCUGCCUUAAAGGACCUGUCCCUCUUGUGUGAAUAAAAGAUAUGUGUAAUGUAAAGUUA